AUGGGAUCAGAGAAUUACACACAAAUUUCAGAAUUUGCCCUACUAGGAAUUUCAGAAGAUCCCAGAGUGCAGCCCCUCCUCUACGGGCUCUUCCUGUCCAUGUACCUGCUCACCUUGCUCGGGAAUCUGCUCAUUGUCCUGGCCACUGUCUCUGACUGCCGUCUGCACACACCCAUGUACUUCUUCCUCUCCAACCUGUCCCUUGUGGACAUCUGCUUUACUUCCACCACCGUCCCCAAGAUGCUGCUCAAUCUCCAGACACACAGCCGGGCCAUCAGCUACGCGGGCUGCAUCGCCCAGAUGUAUUUUUUCAUAUUCUUUAUAGACUUGGAUAUUUUCCUGCUGACGGUGAUGGCCUACGACCGCUUCGUGGCCAUCUGUCACCCGCUGCACUACACGAUCAUCAUGAGCCCUCGGCUCUGUGUGCUGCUGGUGCUGAUCUUCUGGGUCGUAAAUGUCCUGUAUUCUCUGUUACAGAGCCUAAUGGUGCUUCCACUUUCUUUCUGUACUCAUGUUGAAAUUCCCCACUUUUUCUGUGAACUUAACCAGGUGGUCCGUAGCGCCUGUUCUGACACUUUUCUUAAUGAUGUGCUGAUGUAUUUUGCCACUUUUCUACUGGUUUGCUGUCCCCUCACUGGCAUUCUUCACUCUUACUCCAAGAUCAUUUCCUCCAUCUGUAAAAUCAAUUCAGCCCAGGGGAAGUACAAGGCCUUCUCCACCUGCGCGUCUCACCUGUCUGUGGUCUCCUUGUUUUACUGCACGCUCCUGGGUGUGUACCUCAGUUCGGCGGUGACCCAAAACCCUCAUUUGUCAGCCACAGCUUCGGUGAUGUACACGGUGGUCACCCCCAUGCUGAACCCCUUCAUCUACAGCCUGAGGAACCAAGACAUCAAGAGGGCUUUGAAAAGACUUUUUGAUAUGAAAUCUCUAAAAGGCCAGCUUUAUGGAGACUAA
Dipodomys spectabilis (banner-tailed kangaroo rat) is the source of this 954-nucleotide messenger RNA. Its product is annotated as olfactory receptor 7A10-like. Gene Ontology annotation, biological process: G protein-coupled receptor signaling pathway. Lineage: Eukaryota; Metazoa; Chordata; Mammalia; Rodentia; Heteromyidae. Gene Ontology annotation, cellular component: membrane. The transcript has a single exon. Gene Ontology annotation, molecular function: G protein-coupled receptor activity; olfactory receptor activity. The record is from RefSeq and is a predicted model, not a curated record. The coding region runs from base 1 to 954 and encodes 317 amino acids.